Schistosoma turkestanicum is the source of this 1874-nucleotide messenger RNA. Lineage: Eukaryota; Metazoa; Platyhelminthes; Trematoda; Strigeidida; Schistosomatidae. The record is from the annotation of a GenBank genome assembly.
AUGCAAAUGAUUAUAUCUAUCUUUUAUUUUAUCCUAUUUCAUCUUACAAAGGUCGCGAUCGGUAAUUGCGGGGCUCCAUCAAAUUAUAAUUUGAGAUAUGCAACAGUGGAACAGUCAAAAUCAAUACAUAAUCGUCAAUUAAGCUUCAAGUUAUUGAGACUGAAAUUUAUUUUAUAUUACACCGAUUCAUUUAAUCAACUAGCUGACAGCGAAGAAAUUAAGAAAAAGAUUAUUAUCCCGGCCACUAAAUAUUGGGAAAAUUCUCUGAGAGUUCGACUGACUUCAUUGGAAAAAUUCUAUGUGCAAAGGUACUGUGAAGACGACAGUUAUUCAUUUUAUACAAAUGGAACUAAAUUUUGCGAUAAAUCACGAUGCCGUUGGACCGAAAAAUGUCAAGGAGUUGACAUACCAGCUGAAUAUAUGUCAGAUUGUCUCCAGAGAUAUAAUCGACAUUUAGUGACAUUUUAUGGUAAAGGCAAAGGAAUGUUACGAAAUAACUAUCUGUUGAUUGUCGAUAGUCGCACAGUAGGAAGCUGUCGUUCUAUUACCACAAAUGCAUUUGCUGCAUCCUGUGACAUUGAUCCAGAUACUGACAGACCGAUUGUAGGUUACGUGAACUUUUGUCCCUUCAGAACGGUCAUGAAGUAUCCUGGAGGUAGACGUUUGUACGGUACUGCUAGGCAUGAAAUAGCACAUGCACUUGGUUUUUCAAAACAACAUUUUGCGUUUAUGCGCUAUAAAAAUGGAAGUGCACGUACUGUAAGGAAUCCAAGAACCAAAAGACCAUUCCAUACAGACGAAUUUGGUUUAUAUAUUCCUAGUGACAAAACUAUUAAAGACAUUACAAGAGAAUGGGUCAGUGCAGCUGGAAUAUAUCGAAAAACAUUUCCUUCGUUUGUUACCGAAUCUCUAGUUAAAGAAGCUAAGAAACAUUUUAGAUGUCCAUUAACAGAUGGAGUUGAUUUAGAGAAUGAAGGAGCUCCAGGUUCAAGAGGUACACAUUUUGAUGGAAGAUUAUUCUCAACUGAACUAAUGAGCCCUAGUUCUGAAAUAGACUCCUUUGCCUCGAGACUCACAUUUGCAUAUUUCGAUGAUUCUGGAUGGUAUAAUGUCAAUUAUCAAAGGGCAGAGCCGUUGAAAUAUGGUAACAAUCUGGGUUGCGAAUUUAGUAUGCAAAGCUGUUAUGCUUAUGCAAAAUACAAAAGAAUGAGUAACGAAUCCAUUCUCCCCUACUGCGAUCAACCACACACCAUUGGGUGUAGAGAUGACUAUUCGUAUGGGAUGUGCGCAAUUGGAAGAUAUGAGAGACCAUUACCACUAGAAGAUCAAUUUUUCGAUCGUAAUUCUUUCGCUGGCAGUGAUUAUCCUUAUUAUGGAGGAAGUCAGAAUUUCAAAGACAAAUGCCCUGUACUCGGCUAUUUGAGCUCACUGGGAUCGUUGAAUGUUACAUCGUUUUGUACACAUGAUGAAAAUAAUCAAAUUGCAGAUUCAGAUUCAAAUGAUUAUCUACAAUCUUUUGGAAAAAAAGCCAUUUGUGUGAAGCAUUUAGGACCUUGGACAUAUGAGCUCGGUCGCUUUAUAUACACGUUAGAUCAAAGUAUAACGGGUACUUGUCAUAAAUAUAUUUGUACUCCAGAAAAGAUUCUCAUAGUGGAUUUCAGAGGAUCAAGAGUUAAAUGUCCGGUAAAAGGAGGCAGACAAUCGUUCAGUUUCAAGAAUAAAGAAAAAAUAUAUCGAGGAGCAAUCAAUUGUCCUCCAGCAAACAAAUUUUGCCAGUGAUAUCCGUUACGUGGAGUACUCUGUAUAUCAAUGAGAAACUAAGAAUAUUUCAUGAAAAGCUCAACAAAAUUUGUUAUUUCAUUUUUAUUUUCUAC